Vicia faba (fava bean) is the source of this 1686-nucleotide messenger RNA. Lineage: Eukaryota; Viridiplantae; Streptophyta; Magnoliopsida; Fabales; Fabaceae. The record is from the annotation of a GenBank genome assembly.
AUGUUGCUCCAUAUUGUUGUGUUGCUUUCUCUCUUUUCCUCUACUUUUGCUACAAAUGCACCUCAAAACACUUUGAUUCAAUGUCUCAUUAACAAUUCUGAACCAUCAAACCGAAUAAUUGAAUCAAUUUUCACACAAAAUAGUCCUUCAUUUCCUUCAAUCUUACAAGCCUACAUAAGAAACCUUCGUUUCAACACCACAAAAACACCAAAACCAUUUCUCAUAGUCACUCCAUCACAUGUUUCACACAUACAAUCAUCAAUUAUUUGUGGUAAAAAGCACAAACUUGAAAUGAAAAUUCGAAGUGGAGGACAUGACUAUGAAGGUGUGUCAUAUGUGUCAAAGGUACCAUUUUUCAUCUUAGACAUGUUCAAUCUUAGAUCCAUUGAAGUUGACAUAGAAAAUGAAACAGCUUGGAUUCAAACCGGUGCAACACUCGGUGAAGUUUACUACAAAAUUGCUGAGAAAAGUAAAAUCCAUGGUUAUCCGGCCGGCGUUUGUGCAACUGUUGGCGUAGGAGGACAUGUUAGUGGUGGCGGUUAUGGCAAUUUGAUGAGAAAAUAUGGUACUUCUUCUGAUAAUGUUAUUGAUGCACAAAUAAUAGAUGCUAAAGGUAGAUUACUUGAUAGAGAAGCAAUGGGAGAAGAUCUUUUUUGGGCUAUAAGAGGAGGUGGUGGAGCUAACUUCGGUGUUGUUCUUUCUUACAAAAUAAAACUAGUUAAGGUUCCUAAGAUAGUAACUGUUUUUGAAGUUAAAAGAACUUUGGAACAAAAUGCAAGUGACAUAGUUUAUAAUUGGCAAAAUGUAGCACCAACUACAAGUAAUGAUCUUUUCAUUAGGCUUAUAUUGGAAGUUGUAAAAGAUGCAAAAAAUGGUGAGAAAACUAUAAGGGCUAGUUUUAUAGCUUUAUUUCUUGGUGACACAAAAACUCUUGUUACAUUAAUGGAUGAAACUUUUCCUCAAUUGGGUUUAAAGGAAGAGGAUUGCAUUGAAACAAGUUGGCUUCAAUCUAUUCUUUUUUGGGACAACAUAGAUAUUGAUACACCACUUGAGAUUUUGCUUGAGAGACAACCUCACUUGCUUAGAUACUUGAAGAGAAAAUCAGAUUAUGUAAAGGAACCGAUUUCGAAAGAGGGUUUAGAAGGGAUUUGGAAAAAGAUGAUUGAUUUGGAAAAAGGUGUAAUGUUGUUCAAUCCUUAUGGUGGAAAAAUGGAUGAGAUUUCACCAACAGAAACUCCUUUACCUCAUAGAGCUGAAAAUUUAUGGAAGAUUCAAUAUCAAGCAAAUUGGAAUGAGGAAGGGGAAGAGGUAACAUUUUAUCAUAUAAAUGUUACAAGAGAACUUUAUAAGUAUAUGACACCUUUUGUGUCAAAAAAUCCAAGACAAGCUUAUCUUAAUUAUAAGGAUCUUGAUUUAGGUGUUAAUCAUCAUGGUUUAUUUAGUAGGUACUCACAAGGUAGUGUUUAUGGAAUUCAAUAUUUUAAGGAUAAUUUUGAUAGGUUGGUGGAAAUUAAGACUAAGGUUGAUCCUCAUAAUUUCUUUAGGAAUGAACAAAGCAUUCCUGUGUAUGGACAUGUGGAUAGAGUUAGAAGGGUGUUUGAGAAAUCUUUGAUUUCUAUUUUUGUGUGUUUGGUAGUUAAUUGGAUUUGGAACAUGUCACAAGGUCAUGGUGCAAAGAAAGAGUAA